AUGUUGGCUCAUGAUGCACCACAACAAGCUAUUGCUAUGCCACAAAAUGUUGUCAGGAGUUAUUUGAAAUAAUUUUCUUUUUUUAAGCAAUAAAUAUUGAUUUUUCUCGAAUUUCCGAUUCCAAAUCGAUGCCACGUGGCAAAUCUCGUCAAAUCUUCCAAUUCCUGUCAAAAAUCCACGAAAAACACCUAUUCUUCAUCCCCAAACCCGGAAAACCCGAAAAUUUUCGAAAAAAAAAAUGAAAAAUACUCCGGGAGAACUACACAAAACACAUUUCGUGGCGGGGAACACGUGUCGAUUUACGGCGCCUCCCUUUAUUUUGUUUUUUCAUUUUUUUUUUCGUUUUCAGCCGGAAAACCUUGAAAUUCUUGGUUUCUGGAGGGUUUUCGCUGAAAAUAUUGCUGAAAAUCAGAUUUUCAGCUAAUUUCUACAUGUUUUGGUUGAAAAUCGCAGAAGAAUUGAGGUUUUUUGGGCUGAAAAUGCGAUUUUUGGGAAAAUCGAGUUUGGUGAGUUUUUUUGGCGGGGUGGGAAUUUGAGAAAUUCAAAAAAUUUUCACACAUUGUAUGAUGUAUUUACCAAAAAAAAAACACUAUACAAACAUGUUUUUAUGGGAAAAAUUGGACAAAAACAUUGUUUUUGUCCACAUUUUUUGCUACUAUACACAAAAAAUCCUGGUUUUUUUGUAUAAAAAAUUCAAAAAUUUCGCCACGUGGCAACAUAAAAUCCCAUCGUACACUUGUGUGGUUUUUGAUGCAUUCUUGUGUUGGAAAAGUAAACACCGUGUAUAUUUGUGUGUGUGCACCGCAAAAGCAACACACAUUUUGUACAUAGGGGUGCGCGGAAGGUUUCCGCGCUCGCCCGCGCGCGCGUUUUUCUCCGCGUCUCUCACUUUGUACACACUAUCUAUCUCCUCUUAGUUUUUAUCGUUUCCAAAAAUCUCCUCACAUAUUUUUCAUUGUGUUUUGAGGUGUUCCUUUAUUGAAUCCACGUAUUUUUGUGUGUUUUUGGGGCCUUAAUUAGGACUCAAAAAUAGACUUUUUAGGGCCAUUUAAGCCUAAAUUAAGGGCUUCUUAGGGCCUUAAUUUAGGCUUGAAUAUAGAAUUUUUGAGGCCUUCAUUUAGGCCUAACUUAUGGGCUUUGAUGAGCCUUAAAUAUAGGCUUUUUAAGGCCUUAGUUUAAACUUAAAUUGUAGGCUUUUUGGGGCCUAAAUUUAGGCCAAAUUAUAGGCUUUUUGAGGGCCUUAAUUUAGGCUUGAAUCUAGGCUGUUAGAGUUCUUAAUUUACGUCUAAAUAUAGGCUUUUUAGGGCCUAAAAUUAGGCUUUUCGAAAUCAUUUAAACGUGACCCAAUUUUUUUUCAAAAAAAAAAAAAACAAAAAUUUUUUUUUCGGAAAAUUCAAAAAUCCAGUUAUUUUUCAGUAUUUCUAGACUAGAAAAUGGUUGAAAAAUGAAAAUUUCAGGAAUUUUUUUUCAAAAAGUGAGUUAAAAAUUGAUUUUUGAAUCCAACAAAAAAAGAAUCGCAUCAAUCAAAAAAUCCACGAUUUUUCGCGCGCGAAAAAUAAAUUGACCAGGUUUUGGACGAGUUUUUUUUAGUUUAAAGAUUUUUUGAGAGCGAUAACAAAGUACAUUUGCCAUUUUUGAGGGAAAAUCCAUGAUUUUUGGUGUUAAUAUGAGCAAUCGUAAUUUCUAAGCUAAUAUGAGCAAUGACCGAUUUUUCUUCAAACUUUUGGCUCUAAUCUGAGCAAUCCUAUGAUUUUUCUUCUAAAAUUAAGUCAUCUCAUGAAAUUUUUUUAUUGUGCAAAAAUAAAAAAAUCAAAGUACUAAUUUUUCUUAUCAAAAAAACUUUCACUUGGUUUUUUUCGCAUAAAAUUUUCACUUUUUCCCAAAAAAAUAGGCUUUUGACCAGAAUUUCAUCCAAAAUUCAGAAAAUUUCCAGAAAAAUGACAUCGAACUCGGAGAAAAUCAUCAGAAAUACAGCAAAUGAUGAGCCUAAUCCCGAUUUUCCACAAAAUCGCAGUGUGGCUUCAGUGCGAAGAUCGACGACAUUUCAAAGAAGAGGAUCAGCUUCGGCUAGGAGAAUGGGUGAGUUUCGAGUUUUUGGGCUGAAAAUCUGGAAUUUUCAUGAAAUUUGGCGUCGAAAGACACCCCACAAGCCUGGGAAAAUUUGAAUUUCCCGCCAAAAAUGGCACGAAAUUCAAAUUUUUCAAAAUCAUAAGCUUAUGGGGUAUUUUUCGAAGCGAAAUUUCACUAAAAAUUUGAAUUUUCCAAAUUUGGCGCCAAAAAUCAUUCAAAAAUGGCGCGAAAAUCAAAAAAAAAUCCCUGACACGAUUUUUCCAUGUUUUUUUUUCUCCACUGAAAAAUAGGUCGAAAAGUGUCAAGGAUGAUACGAUUUUCGAUCAAGGAAGAAACAGAACAGAAAAAAACGGUUUCAUCUUUUUUUUUUUUUUUGAAAUGAAAAAUGACUUGUACUUAUACAAUUUUUGAUGGAUUAUUGUGAUCAAAAAUCGCGCGAAAAUACGGUUUUUGAAGGCUUUUUAGGGCUGGAAUCUACAGUAAUCUAGGCCCUAUUUUAGGCCUAAACAGCUCAAUUCUGUCUGAAAUUGAUUUAACUAUCAUUUUCAGACCCAUUUCAAAAGUAGUUCAAGCACAAAACUUGAAAUUCCAACAGUUUUCCAGGGGUCUGAGAUUAUGUGGAAAAUAAAAACACCUAUUUUUCAGUUUUUAUUUCAGCCUCAUUUUUAUCUGAAAUUUGAAGUAGGGCACAUUUAUGUAUCACCUUUUGACAUAUUUUGGUUAUACCAAAUUUCUCAGAAAAAAUCAAGAUUUCGAAUUUUCGAAAAUUGUAUAUCUAAGCGAUAUCUGCGAAGUCUUCCGCAAGCUUCCUCGAGCGCUCUGCGCGAGUGUAAACCGCAAGCUUCCGCGAAGCGGCUACGCCUAUGUCUACCGCAAAGUCUUUCCAGCCACUACGCGGAAUCUUGCGGUCUACACUCGCGCAGAGCGCUCGAGCCUUUCGGCUUUUAGGCUUCUAGGCCCAGCCGCUACGCGGAAGAUUGUGCCGCUUCGCGGAAGCUUGCGAUUUACACUCGCGCAGAGCGCUCGGGAUUUUCAAUUUGUUGUUUUCCCCCCAUGUUUAUCUGGUUUCUUUUUCUCACCCAGACAUACACACAAAUAAAUACAAUACAUAAUACAAAAAGGUCACCCCCCCCCCUCCCCUAGUUUCUUUUUUUUUGCCCUCCCGCACCCUGGCACCAGCCAGGCCUAAAAAAGUGCGGAGAGUAUCUCAUCUCUUUUUUUUUCAUCUCAUCAUUUUUUGUUGUCCUUUUUGUCGCCGCGGUGGCGGCGACCCCCAGGACAAUUAAAUAUGACAGAGUGUGAAAGUCUUGGUGGCCGCUGCGCGGAAGCUUGCGGAAGACUUUGCGGAGAGCGCUCGACUUGUAGACUACUGAGCAUAGGCCCAGCCGCUGCGCGGAAGAUAGUACCGCUACGCGGAAGCUUGCGGUCUAGACUCGCGCAGAGCGCUCGAGCCUUUUAACUCAGUAAACCCGAGCGCUCUGCGCGUGUGUAGACCGCAAGCUUCCGCGAAGCGGCCACGCCUAAGCCUACAGGCGGUCUACACUCGCGGAGAGCGGUCGGGCCUUUGGGCUUCUAGGCUUCUAGGCUUCAAGGCCCAGCCGCUGCGCGGAAGAUAGUACCGCUACGCGGAAGCUUCCGGUCUACACUCGCGCACAGCGCUCGGAAAUCUAGUUUGAAUAUAGUCCAGUCUGAAAAUGUAAUUUAUCUAGAAACAUUCUAGAAAUGUGAAAUUCCAGUCAAAUUUUCAGCUCCAAAAAUCUGAAAAGAUCGAAUUCUCACCAGGAGAAAAUUAACCUAUGAAAUUAAUUUUUUGAAAUUGCGGUCUACACUCAGGCCUUUAGGCUUUCAGGCCUCUAGGCCCGGCCGCUUCGCGGAAGCUUGUGGGGAAUUUUAUCUGAAAUUUUUGAACCUAGAAAUUCUAGAUUUUCAGAGAAAAAUAGGUUGUAAUGUUGUAGUCUGAAAAUCUGAAAUACAAUCCACAUUUUCAGCCAAAAAUUCUGAAUUUUUGAUCAUUUUAUCAAAAUUCCUAGACAAAAAAAAAGGAAUUUUUGCUGACUUUUCAAAAAAAUUGUUCAUUUUUUUUUGUGGUGGUCACACAUUUCUUUCUUUUUAUCUCAAAUUUUUUGGUCUGACACGUGAAAACUUUUUUUUUGUUCUUAUCUUGAGAAAAAAUGGAAGAUUUACUGAUUUUUCUGUGGCAUUUUUCAUUAAUGAAAAAUGGAACAAAGUUCGUUUUUUCCUCGCGGAAGACCUUGCGGAAGACUUCCGCUUCGAAUUUAUAGGCGUGGCCGCUACGCGGAAGCUUGCGGAAUAAUUCAAUUUCAGGUUGAUUUUCGCAAAAAAAUACGACUUUGAAUCGAUGAAUUUUUAAUUCAGAAAAUUUUAGAGCAUUUUUUGAAACCUAUUUUUUACUGGGCCAUUUUUUUCCAGUAUUUUAGGCUUAGAAUAGGGCCUUUAGAUAAGUUAGUGUGUAGAUUUUAGGCCUGAAGGUAGCCCGAAAUUUAGAAUUUUUUGAAGCCUAAAUAAGCCUAGAUGUAUGGGCCUGAAAUUUCUGGCUUAAAAUAGCCCAGAAAGCCUAGAGAUUGAAUGAAAAUUUGGGGGAUUUUUUUGAAGCCCGAAUGAGCCUAAAAAGCCUAGAUUCUCACAUCUGCCACGUGGCAACAGAAAAUCCUUUCAAAUUUCACUAUAUAAACCAAAUCUAGGUCAUAUCUUCUGCCACGUGGCAAACUACUAUUCAAAUUUCACAGUACACCAUGCCACGUGGCAAAAAUCCCUUCAAAUUUCACAGUAACCCUAUCCAUUUUGCCACGUGGCAAUUAUAUGUAACCUAUAUUUUUUUUUUCCCAUAUGCUACCCCCCAGGCAUGUUCAUUCUGCCUGCUGGCCGGACGGCACGGCUGCCGUGUGGGCGUGGCUUCGCUGUUUUGCUGGCCGAGCAGCAAAGAAGAAAAUAGCAGAAAACAGCAGCCGCGGCUUGCCGGCCGGCUGCCGUUUUUCAAAAUGGGAAGGAGAAGGUCGUCGCUCCGCCCCCUGCACACAACACACACAACAGCGCGCAACCCGAAAACCGUCGCACACACAAUUUAUUUAAAUAGUCUCGCGCGCGCGUGUCUCUAGCUCUCUUUCUCGGGGUGUUUUUGGAGGAUUUGUUUGAUGAUUUCGACAUUUUUCUUCACGAAGUAGACAGCAAUGCCGGCAUUUCGGCACGGCAGCCACGGCAUGCUGUUUUGUUUUAUUUUUUCAAAACAGCAGCGGCUGCUGUUGCCGUUUUUGAAACGGCAAACGGCCGGCAUUGCCGGCAAAAUGAACAUGCCUGGUAGUACCCCCCUCAAAAUUGUAGUAUGUAUACAAAAAAUCUCCUCCUCCUCAUCUUCUUCCUGAUGAAAAGAAAGGUCAUUAGAGGUCAGUUUUUGUCUGCUUCUCUAGCCGCUCUCUUCUCUCUCCACACACUCUCUCGCUAUCCCUCUUUUUUCUUUUUUCUCUGCAUUCUCUCUUCUCUACUAUCUCUCUCCCUCUUAUUUUCGUUUGAGGUUGUGUUUUUCAUUGUUUUUUCGUCGGGCCCGGCCUGUUUUUUUCAAUUUUUUAAUUUGGAUUAGCUUAAUAUGAGCAAUCGGCUUGGUUAGAGCAUAUUUUAUUGAUUUUUGUGUGAGAAAUGAGAUUUUUGACCAGUUUUUGUGUUGUGGGCGGAUUUUUCGGUUAUUUUCGCCUUAAUCUAAGGUUCUCUAAGCCUAACCUUAUGGUUAAGCCUUAUCAGCUAAGCUAAGCCUAAGGUAUCAAGCCUAAGCUAUUAGCUAAGCCUAACCUUACCAGUCUAAAAUGAGCAAUAUUGAAAUUCUGGCUGUUUCUAAGGUUAAACCUUAAUCUAAGGUUCUCUAAGCCUAAGGUACUUAUUAUCAGCUUCUAAUGCCUGAGGUAUUAGCAAAGCCUAACGGCUUUUUCUAAGGUUUCGCUUUAAGCCUUAAACUUAAGGUCUCUUAAUCCAAAUCUAUAAUAAUAAUAAUACGAUACACAAAAUCCACACUACACUGCCUCCCCAAAUCUACGUGUGUGUGGAAAAACGAAAAAUGUCUGGCACGCUCUCGCAAACACACACUCUCUCGCACACAACUUUUUACUUUUAUUUCGCGAAAACAGUGCAUAUUAGGAGCUGAUUUUUAUGUGUUUUUCAUCGGAGCCACAAUAUGUGUUAUACAUAGUUCGAAAGAGAAUUUCUUCGGCUACAAGCACAUAUGAAAUGUUAUAAAUGAAACCGAGAUAAAAAAAUAAAAAUUUCAUGCAAACAUGACAUGGUUUUUUUGAAUUGUGUGAAAAACGCAUGUGUUUUUUGAUGACCUGGCUUAUUUUUUGAAUAUCGAAUAUAUGUAUAAUCGAGUCGUAGUUUUGUUCAGAAUCUCAAGGGCUUUCAGAUGGUAUAAAUCAAUAUUUAUGAAAUUGUGAAAUCAUGGAGGAGUAGGGAUUUUUCGUUUGUCAAUUUUUAAAACGAAAUUUUCAUUUUCAUUUGAAAAGAACUCGAAUGAAGUUUACAUACGUUUUGAAGAGAAUUUCUCGGGCUUCAAAAUCAUAUAUAUUUCUAUACACAAAAAUGGAAAUUGAAAGCACCGCUUUCGGUUGAAAACUUGUUGGGUUUGCACCAAACAAACAAACCGCGUUCAGUAGCGUUGCGAAAAACAGCGGUGAGUUUUCAACCGAAAGCGGUGCUUUCAAUUUCCAUUUUUGUGUAUAGAAAUAUAUAUGAUUUUGAAGCCCGAGAAAUUCUCUUCAAAACGUAUGUAAACUUCAUUCGAGUUCUUUUCAAAUGAAAAUGAAAAUUUCGUUUUAAAAAUUGACAAACGAAAAAUCCCUACUCCUCCAUGAUUUCACAAUUUCAUAAAUAUUGAUUUAUACCAUCUGAAAGCCCUUGAGAUUCUGAACAAAACUACGACUCGAUUAUACAUAUAUUCGAUAUUCAAAAAAUAAGCCAGGUCAUCAAAAAACACAUGCGUUUUUCACACAAUUCAAAAAAACCAUGUCAUGUUUGCAUGAAAUUUUUAUUUUUUUAUCUCGGUUUCAUUUAUAACAUUUCAUAUGUGCUUGUAGCCGAAGAAAUUCUCUUUCGAACUAUGUAUAACACAUAUUGUGGCUCCGAUGAAAAACACAUAAAAAUCAGCUCCUAAUAUGCACUGUUUUCGCGAAAUAAAAGUAAAAAGUUGUGUGCGAGAGAGUGUGUGUUUGCGAGAGCGUGCCAGACAUUUUUCGUUUUUCCACACACACGUAGAUUUGGGGAGGCAGUGCACUAUAAUUCGUCAUUUUUCCUCAGAUUUUUGAUUCCAUUCAUUCCAUCAUAAAUACAUUGGAAAAAAAAAAGAAAAAAGGCGCAAAAAUCCGGUUUUGUUUCGAAACCAGACGAAUUUAUGUGUGUGUAUAUUCUUUUUGUGUUCGAUUUAUUUUCGUACAUAUUUUUGUAUAAUAAUAAUAUUCUUUUGGAGAAUCGUUUUUGGCCUGUUUUUGGGCUGAAAACUAGGCUCUUUAGGGAUAUUUUUUGGCCCAUUUUUAUCCCGAAAACUAGGCCCUUUAGGGAUAAUUUUCAGGCCUAUCUUUAGGCUAAUAGUUAGGCCCUUCAAGGCUGAUUUUGAGGCUGAUAAUUAGGGUCUUUAGGGCUGAUUUUUAGGCUGAAAACUGGGCUCUUUAAGGCUGAUUUUCAGCCCUAUCUUUAGGCUAAUAGUUAGGCCCUUCAAGGCUGAUUUUUAGGCUGAAAACUAGGCUGUUUUUAGCCUGAAAAACAGGCUCUUUCAGGCUGAUUUUAGGCUCAUUCAGGCUUUACUUUAGGCUUCUAAUUAGGCCCUUCAAGGCCUAUUUUAGGCCGAAAACUAGGUCCUUUAAAGCUGAUUUUCAGGAUUAUUUUUAGGCUGAAAAUUGGCCCUCUAAGGCUGAUUUUCAAGCUGAAAGCUAGGCCCUUUAAAGCUGGUUUUCAGCCUGAAACAUAGGCCCGCUAAGGCUGAUUUUUAGGCUCAUUUUUAGGAUGAUAACUAGGCCCUUUAAGGCUAAUUUUAAGGUCUAUUUUUAGCCUGAACCUAGGCCCCUUCAAGGCCCAUUUCCAGGCUUUCUAGGCCAAUUUUUCUCAUCGCGACCUUUUCUGACCCAAAAACACAUCAAAUCUUAAUAAUAAUAGUGUCACCUUCUUUUUUUGAUCGUCUCUAAUCUUUUUCAUAAAUCAGUCAGUUUAGGUCAAAUCUUAUUGUGAUCAAUCAUUUUUGGACUUGGAUUUUUUUCUGGCCGUUUUGACUUGAAAAUUGGGAUUUUUACACAAAAAUGCUUCCAAAUCAUCAAAAAUCCUCCGAAAAAACCAGAUUUUCCUCGCUUCCUCUCAAAUCUCAUUAAUAUCAACGAAAACAUGUGAGAUAGGCCCGUUUUAGGUAUUAAAAUAGGCCUUUUCAGGCUUAGUUUAUGUCCUAAUCUUAGGCUGAUUUAGGCCUAGCUUCUGACAAAACCAGGUUUUUUAAGGCUUGUUUUAGGACUAUUUUUAACCUGAAAAAUAGGCUUGUUUUAGGCUGAUUUUUGGACUUGAAAAUAGGCUGAUUUAGGCCUAGCUUCUGACAAAACCAGGCUUUUUUUAAGGCUUAUUCUAGGCCUAUUUUCAUCCUGAAAAAUAGGCCCAUUUUAGGCCUAUCUUAGGCAUGUUCUAGGCUCGUUUUCAGUUCUAAAAAUAGGCCUUUUCAGACUCAUUUUCAGGCCUAUUUUCAACCUGAAAAAUAGGCUUAUUUCAGGCCGAUUUUUGGUCCUGAAAGUAGGCCUAAAGCCCAUUUUCAUCCUGAAAAAUAGGCUGUUUCUAGACUUAUUCUAGGCCUAUUUUCAUCAUCAAAAAAUAGGCAGUUUCUAGGCUUGUAAUAGGCCUAGGUUCUGCCUGAAAAAUAGGCGUGUUUUAGGCCUAUCUUAGGCCUAUCCUAGGCCCAUUCUUAGGCUGAUCCUAAUUUUUUUCCUCUUCAAACUUUUUUUCCCCGCAGUUUUCUUCUGUCUUCUUCUUGUUGUGUUGGCCGAAAAAUGUAGAGAGAAAUGACCCAAAUAAAUCUGCCCCCCUUUUUUUCUCUGUGUCUCUUCUCUCUCUCACUCUCUAGAUGAGAGAGAGAGUUAGAGACGCAGACAUCAACAGUACCUCCUACCGUACCUGGUUCUUAUUCUUCUUCUUGUUUUUCGUAUUUCCUAGUUUUCUUCUUGUUGUUUUGCCGAUUUCAUCAGCCAUUUUAUGAGGAAUUUUGGGCCCGGAAAAGCCUGGAAAAGCCUAGAAAGCCUGGGACAUUUUUGAGCCUAGUUUGGCCUAGUCUGGAAUUUUCAAGAGCUCUGAAAUUUCAGCCAAAUUUUCAAGAAUUUGAAAAUUAUCUGGAAUUUUUCGAAUCUGAAAUUCUAGAUGUGAUUUUCAGCCCUGGAAUUUUCUAGCUUUUUUUGAGGUCUGAAAAUUUCAGCCCUGGAAUUUCAGACAAAUUUUCUAGCUCCAAAUUUUCAGCCUAAAUUUUUUAGAAUCUGAAAAAAAAAUUGAAAUUCUGAAGAUCUGAAAUUCCAGAUGUGAUUUUUCAGCAAAAUUUUCUGGUUUUUCUUGAGGUCUGAAAAUUUCAGGCCCAAAAAUUUCCAGCCAAAUUUCUUUUUUUCUUCCCCACUUCCGCCUUCUCCCCAAGCUCCGCCCCUUUUUUUUGCUCAUUUUGCUCAUUUUUUUUGUGCUCAAAAAUAGCUUUUGGAUAAUCCCUCAUUAUUACGCAUUUUCAGCACGUUUUUUUGGCUGAAAAUCUGAAAAUUGGAAGAUUUCUGAUCACUUUUUUUAGUGUAAAAAAAGCUGCAGAAAAAACAAUCAGCUGACCAUUUUUUUGUGUAAUUUUUAUUAGUUAGCCCAAGUUCUGGAAGCUUCUGGAGGAUUCUGAAGGCUUCUAAGGGCUUCUGAAGGCUUCUAAGGGCUUCUGAAGGCUUCUAAGGGCUUCUAAAGGCUUCUAAAGGCUUCCCAAGGCUUCUAAGGGCUUUUAAAGGCUUCUAAGGGCUUCUGAAGGCUUCUAAGGGCUUCUAAAGGCUUCUAAGGGCUUUUAAAGGCUUCUAAGGGCUUCUGAAGGCUUCUAAGGGCUUCUAAGGGCUUCUAAAGGCUUCUGAAGGCUUCUGAAGGCUUCUAAAGGCUUCUAAAGGCUUCCAAAGGCUUCCCAAGGCUUCUAAGGGCUUUUAAAGGCUUCUAAGGGCUUCUGAAGGCUUCUAAGGGCUUCUAAAGGCUUCUAAGGGCUUCUAGAGGCUUCUAAAGGCUUCUAAAGGCUUCCCAAGGCUUCUGAACUUAUCCGAACUCAAAAAAAUCCCCUGAAAAAUUGAUUUUCCCAUUUUCUUCCGUCGUCGUUUUUUUUCGUUUCUCGAAAAAAAAACACUAAAAAGCGGCCAGUCACACACACACAAAAAAAUGGGGAAAAAAGAGCAAAUAUUGGGGGGAGCACAAAAAAUGUCUGUUUUUUUUCGACUAGUAUACUUUUUUUUUCAAAAAAAAAAAGAAUUUUUGUGGCUCCACAAAAAAGUAUGAAUAACAAAUUAUUGGGAGCUUGCUCUGGAAAAUGAGCAAAUUUUUUGAGUUUGGAUAAGUUCGGAAGCCCUUAGAAGCAUUUAGAUACCCUUAGAAGCCUUUAGAUGCCUUCUGAAGCUCUGAGAAUUUUUUGACUGAAAUAUUUUUGUCUGAAAUUCUGGAAUUCCAGAAUUUAAGCCCUUCAAAUCUUCCAAUUUUCACUAAUUUUUUAAAGCCUAUAUUAAGGCCAUAUUUUGGACCGUUUUCUAGGCUUUUUGGGCUAAUUUCAGGCUUAUCUUCUAGACCUGUUGAAGCCUAGUUUUAGGCCCAGUUGCAGCCUAUAUUCUAGACCUUUUGAAGCCUAUUUUCAGGCUUGUUUUCUAGGCUUUUGAGUCUUAUCUUGUAGAUCUUUUGAAGCCUGUAUUCUAGACCUUUUGAAGCCUAUUUUCAGGCUUGUUUUCUAGGCUUUUGAGUCUUAUCUUGUAGAUCUUUUGAAGCCUGUAUUCUAGACCUUUUGAAGCCUACUUUCAGGCUUAUCUUCUAGAUCUUUUGAAGCCUAUUUUCAGGCCUGUUAUCUAGGCUUGUUUUCUGGGCUUUUUAGGCUAUUUCCUAGCCCCUUUUCAGCAUAUUUUUAGACCCUUUCAUAGGCUUGUCCAGUCUAUUUUUAGGCUUAUAUUUUGGAUCUUGAAGCCUAAUUUCAGGCCUAUGUUCAGGCCCAUUUCCAGCCUAUGUUCAGUCUAAAUUCUGGACCUUUUGAAGCCUAAUUUCUAGAUCUUUCGGAGACCAUUUUCAGGGCCAUUUCUAGCCUAUUUCAGGUCUAUUUUUGGGCCCAUUUCCAGCCUAAUUUUAGGCCUUUUUAGCCCCCAUCCUCAAAAAAUCCAAUAAUUCUCAUCUUCUUCUUCUAUAUUUUGUGUGUGUUCCAAUUUCCUUCCUUUUUCAUUCAUUUCUUCUUCUUUUUUCCCAUUUCCCAACUGGUUUUUCUUGUAUUUUCAUCUCCUUUUUCUAUUUCUUCUUCUUCAUGUCCUAAUUUUUUUAUAUAAUAUUUUUAGGGGCGAAAAUAUAUGUAUUUAUAUAUAUUUGUAUGUAUUUUUGGGCUUUUCUGGGCUUUUUUCGGGCUUUUCAGGCCGAUUUUAGGCUUGGUUAAGGCCCAUUUCUCUAGGCUUUUAGUUUCGCUCCAACGAAAAAAUCGAUAAUUUUUCUGCCACGUGGAAAAUACCCACAAAAAACAACAAAAAUAUAAAAUUUUGCUCUGCUUCUCUAACCGCUCUCUCACUCUCUCGCCCCCUCCUCGUUUUUUUUUUGUUCAAAGAGGAAAUGUAGCGAUUUGUUUUUUGGUUGUUAUUGAUUUUUUGCUGGAAAUAGUGUGGAAAAUGUGGAGAGCGGUUAGAGAAAAAUUCUCUAAUUCUCUCAAUUUUCCAUACUAUUUCUCUCUGCAAAAAUCUAGGAAUUUAUCGAUUUUUUUCCCAACACGUGGCAGAUUUUUGCAAAAAUUAUUGAUUUUUUUUUUGAAUACGAUGAUUUUUCGCCACGUGGAUUUUCAGCAGCCAUAAAAUUUCAGCUCUGAAAUUUUAUAGCUCAUCAUAAAAAAGGGCUCAUUUUCAGCCAUUUUUUUGAUGCCACGUGGAUUUUCAGAGCCGAAAUUUCAGAUUUUUUGUGCUCUGAAUUAUUCCAGCUAUAAUUCUCUAGUCUUCAAACUAUAGUCUGGUUUACAAACUAUAGUCUAGUUUUUUGUUAGGCCUAUAAUUAUAGUCACAACAUUUCAAAGCAAACUCUCUGCGUCUCCAGCAUUCUCAUGCUCUCUAGUUAUCUAUCCUCUCUGUGUCUCUGACAAUCUUGUUCUCUAGCCGUCUGACUUCUCUCUGCGUCUCUAACCUCGCCUUUUUCCAGCAAUUCGCCAUUCAACAUCUUCUACACGGCGUCGCAUCUCGGACUCUCCAAAAUCAGCAGUAGAAAUGUCCUCCUCGUAUUUUCCACCGCAAUCACCGCCGGGCGGCGAAAAAUCGCCGCGUGCGGCCGAAUGCGAAGACGACGAAGACGAUGAGAUUGAAGAGGACGAAGAAGAACAACAACCGUCUUCAUCAUCAUCCACAAGCGCCGCCGGGCGACGAUAUUCGCCGCCGCGCGGCGAAAGCGGUGGACAGGCGGCGGCGGCCAGUCAGCAGGCCAGUAGCCCCAGUUUUCCGUGAGUUUUUUUUUGGGGGUCAGCACCGGAAAUGCGUCAGUGAAGCUUCAACAAGGCUUGACGCGUUUUUGGUAGGCUACAAAAUUCGCGUCAACAAAGACCUAACCGUGUUUGGUCUCAUUUUGAAGAGCUACCAAAAAUGCGUCAGUAAAGGCCUAAGCAUGUUUGGUCUCAUUUCAAAGAGCUACCAAAAUUGCGUCAGUAAAGGUCCAAGCAUAUUUUGUCUUAUUUUGAAAAGCUACAAAAAAUGCGUCAGUAAAGGUCCAAGCAUAUUUUGUCUCAUUUUGAAGAGCUACCAAAAAUGCGUCAGUAAAGGCCUAAGCAUAUUUUGUCUUAUUUUGAAGAGCUACAAAAAAUGCGUCAGCAAAGACCUAAGCGUGUUUGGUCUCAUUUUGAAGAGCUACCAAAAUUGCGUCAGUAUACCUACCUUUUGACGCAAAUUUCCUAACCGGUUCCAGAUAUUCCCUACGAAAACGGCGAACUUGCCUAUCACAAAAAGACGAAGACGCGUGUUUUCCCAUCACAGCAGCCACCGCCGACGAAACACCUCAACCGAUUUCGAAAAAAUUCAAAUUGGAAUCUGUUUCACCCGGAGAAGCGAGGAAAGAGUAGGUUUUCCCUAAGGUCCCGAAUGGAAAUUCAUACAGUACUCCUUGCAGUUUUUCAAUCGAUGAUGAUGAUGAGAUGAAAUAUGACCCGAAUGAACCGCCCGAUCAUAUAAAUACGCUACCCGAUGAAAUUUUGCUGAAAAUCUUCUCAUAUCUAUCCGAUGCUGAUGUUCUUGCGUGUAAUUCGGUUUGUGAUCGAUUCAAUCGCAUUGGGAAUUCGAAUGAGGUUUGGAAGGAGCUCUACUGUGAACUGUAUGAAUAUCGUCUGCCACUCUAUCAUCCCUCCCAUGGGAAGUUUGAGUUUCGCGAAGUUGCGCGGUGGAAGGAUGAGAAUGCGUGGAAGGAGAGUCAUCGACAGUUGGUAAGUGGUUUUUUGGGCGGGAAAUUUGGAAAAUCCAGCUUGUAGCCCGCAAAAUUUGCUCCAUUUUGAGCCCGAAUUUGGAAAAUCCAGCUUUUUCCCUGGAAAAAAUGCUCCAUUUUGAGCCCGAAUUCAAUGUGGGAAGCUAGACGGCUAGAGAAGUUAGAGAUGCAGAGAGGAUAGACGACUAGACAAUAUAAAAAGAGGGUCUAGACGGCUAGAGACGGCAGAAGACUAUCAGAGACGCAGAGGGACUAUAUCCAUAGGCUUAAACUAGACUAUAGUUUGAAGACUAGAACUGUAGCUGGAAAAAACUCUGAAAUCUUUUCCAUGACUGAAAAAUCCACGUGGCAUAAUUUGAAGUUAGAGACGCAGAGAGGCUAGAGAGCAUAGGAUUGUUAGAGACGCAGAGAGGAUAGACGGCUAGAGAGCAUAGGAUUGUUAUAGAUACAGAGAGGCUAGACGACUAGAGAGCAUAAGACUAUCAGAGACGCAGAAGGAAAUACACUCGCUCCGCUCGAGCCGCUUACGCGGAAGAUUCCGGAUUCUAAUAUAGCAUUGCUCAUAUUAGUGCUCCUGUGAAAAAUCCUCAUUUUUUGACACCAAAUACGGUAGUGUUCCUUUAAAUUUAGAAUUGCUCAUGUUAACGAGCGCUUUGCGCGAGUGUAAACCGGAAGAUUCCGCGAAGCGGCACUGUCUUCCGCGAAGCGGCCAGGCCUGAGCCCGAGCGCUCUGCGCGAGUGUAAACCGGAAGAUUCCGCGCAGCGGCACUGUCUUCCGCGAAGCGGCCAGGCCUGAGCCCGAGCGCUCUGCGCGAGUGUAAACCGGAAGAUUCCGCGCAGCGGCACUAUCUUCCGCGAAGCGGCCAAGCCUAGGUUCAAGCCCCACAAGCUUCCGCGCUGUCUUCCCCACAAAAAUAUCGAUUUUUUGCAGCACCGCGGAGUCCACGUGAUGAAAGAAGACCCCGAAAACACACGAAUCGCAAAUCUCAAAGUGUUCGAUCAAAUCGAAUACGCGAUGUCAUACCUCGAAUCAAAUCCCGAACGCGAAAAAUUAAUAUUCCUCCACGCUGGAAUCCACGAACCUAUCGAUACAAUUUACAUCGCAUCAAAUGUUCAAAUAAUCGGAGCAAGUGAUACGCGAGAUAUCACAAGUUCAGUGAUAAUUGAAGGAUAUCGAAAUACGGCGGUGACUUUUGUCGAUGGAAGUGCUGGAGCCUAUUUUGGAUUCAUCACAGUGAAAUUUCGGCCCGAUCCGGCCCCUCUUAAAACGCCUCCGAUCUCCCAACAGGGCCAGAAUUCCAAUCAUUUUUAUGCGAUUCUGGUGACCGAUGAGAAUGCCGAACCCUACAUUGAACGAUGUGAUAUUAGCUCGAAGGUUGGAAGUGGCGCGGCGGUUUGUGUCAAAAAACACGCCAGCCCCAAAUUCAAAUAUUGCACUGUUGUGGAUUGUGAGAAUGUCGGGAUUUAUAUCACGGAUCACGCGACGGGACACUAUGAGCAUUGUGAGAUUGCCAGGAAUACGUUGGCUGGGGUUUGGGUCAAGAAUAAUGCGAAUCCAUAUUUCCGCAAGUGUCAUAUUCAUUCGGGAAAAGAUGUGGGAGUGUUUACGUUUGAGUGAGUUUUUUGGGGGAUUUUUGAUACUAAAUGAGCCUGGGACGUUGAUAAGCCCGAAAAAUGCGAAUUUUUGGUACCAAAUAGUCCUGGAGACCUUUUCUCAGAGAAAGUAUGGCUUGAACGGCGCGGUCCGCGGACGAUUUUUCACCGAUUUUUGGGUGAAAAUCAUUACGCGGAUUCCGCGAAAAAAAUUUCGCGGACAGCGAAACUUCAGCCAGUGAGAGUCUAAUUUCGCGCAUUCCGCGAAAUUUUUUGACUCGGAAAUUUGAUUUUUUUGCGUUUUUCGCGGAUUCGCGGAUGGACUCGAGAGGGAGGGUAUAAAAAGGAUAAAUUGUAUCGCGUACGCGACAACGAGGAUAGCGCAGCAAGCCUUAAGGAAGAUGGAUGACUACAAAACGACAGGAUUGGGAUCGAGGCCCGGUUGGAACUACAAGUCAAUACUAACUUCUGAUAAUUAUCAGGGGUAGUGAAGCAUUUUUAUAUUUCGAGAGUGCAUUGCGCGGAUGUUUCGCUAACAGCGGAGUAUAAUUUCGCGGACGUUUCGCUAAAGUUCUUGUGUCAGCCGCGGAUUGGCAGAUUUCUCGGUUUCGCGAACCGCGCCGUUCAAGCCAGACCUUCUCUGAGUUUAAGCUCGAAAAAUGCGAAUUUUUGAUACUAAAUAGUCCUAAUGGGCUUCCAGAGCCGCACAAUUCGAAAUUUCCAUUCCUCAAAGCCACGUGGCAUUAAAGUUAGCCUAUCUCGAAAAAAUCCGAUAAUUUUCGACACAAAAAUAAGAAGCUCUCAUCAGGGUUCGAACCAUGAUCUCUAAAUCAAUAAGCAGAGCUCCUAACCACCAGGCUACCUCACAAUGCUUAGCCUAACUCAAAGAAGCGCUUAUCGGGGUUUGAUCCAGGGCCUUUUGAUCAAUAAACACAGCGCUUAAUGAAAAAUGGACGAUUUUCUUGCGAUAACAUAGCCUAACUCUCAUUUUUCAACCAUAAUCCAAUGAUUUCGAAUUUCAGACACGGUCAAGGCUACUUUGAGAAAUGCAACAUCCACUCGAAUCGCAUUUCGGGAAUCGAAGUGAAGAAUGCGGCGAAUCCGGUCGUAAUCCGAUGUGAAGUUCAUCACGGACACACUGGCGGAAUAUAUGUGCAUGAAAAAGGACGCGGACAAUUCAUGGAGAAUCGCAUCUAUGCCAACGCGUUUGCCGGAAUCUGGAUAACAUCGCAUUCGGAUCCGACGAUCCGGAAGAAUGAGAUAUUCACCGGACAACAGGGAGGAGUCUAUAUUUUUGGCGAAGGUGAGGGAGUUUUGGGAGAAAAUGAGCCAAAAAUUGGUGGAUUUUAAACUUAGGACCAUGAAAAAUGGGAUUUUUAGCCUUAAAUUUUGGGAAAAUUGGUGAAUUUCAAGCUUAGAACCAUGCAAAAUAAGGUUUUUAACGAAAAUUCAUUAACAAUUGUGGAUUUUUGACCCUGGGACCAUGAAAAUCAGAAUUUUCGACCAUUUUUGAGCAUGGGAGCAUAAAAAUUGAGUUUUCUGAGCCGAAAAAUGGGAAAAGUGAUGCAUUUUUGACCCUAGGACCAUGAAAAAUGAGAUUUUCUACCAUUUUUUACCUCUGGAGCAUCAAAAAUGCUGAUUUUUUCACCCAGAAAAAUGUACGUUUCAAAAUAUUUUCAAAUUCUGUUCCUGGGAUUUUGCCUCGAUAUUUGGAUAUCAAGUUUUUUCAAAUUUACUCGAAUUUUGGCCAGGAAAACAGGCCUAUGACGUGGCAAAAAGGGCUUUUAACGUCUAAUUAAUGCGGGCUUUAAAAUGAAUUAAUUUUGACAAUAUUUGGCCGAAAAUUAGCCUAUGACGUGGCUAAAAGAGCCCCCAAAAUAAAGCCUUAGAAACCUUAAUUAAAAUUUUUUAAACUUAACUAAAUUAGCGUAUGACGUGGCAACAAAAGACCUAAGAAUAAUCAUACCCUUUCUGAGAGCCUAAGCCUGUGACGUGGCAUAACCUAACUCCGAAUUUCCAGGCCGCGGACUCAUCGAACAAAACAACAUCUACGGAAACGCCCUUGCCGGAAUCCAAAUCCGCUCACAAUCCGACCCGAUAGUUCGGCUCAACAAAAUUCACGACGGCCUACACGGUGGCAUAUAUGUUCAUGAAAAAGGAAAGGGCCUCAUCGAGGAGAACGAAGUCUACGGGAACACUUUGGCCGGAAUCUGGGUGACGACCGGAAGCUCGCCGAUUUUACGAAAGAAUCGAAUUCAUUCCGGAAAACAGGUUGGAGUCUACUUCUAUGAUCAGGGACACGGACUACUCGAGGAAAAUGACAUUUUCAAUCAUUUGUACUCGGGCGUACAAAUUCGCACCGGAAGUAACCCGAAAAUCUGCAGAAAUAAGAUUUGGGGUGGGCAAAAUGGUGGAGUAUUGGUGUACAACGGUGGAAAAGGAUGUCUGGAGGAUAAUGAGAUUUUCGACAAUGCGAUGGCUGGUGUAUGGAUUAAGACGGAUAGUGAACCGAUUUUACGGAGGAAUAAGAUUUAUGACGGGAGAGAUGGAGGAGUUUGUAUAUUUAAUAGAGGCAGGGGGCUGCUCGAGGAUAAUGAGAUUUUUCGAAAUGCUCAAGCUGGAGUUCUUAUAUCUACUGAAUCCAAUCCAACACUUCGAAGGAAUCGGAUCUAUGAUGGGAAGUCUGCGGGAAUCGAGAUCACUAAUGGCGCAACUGCUACCCUCGAGGAAAAUCAACUUUUCCGCAAUAAGUAUGGGGGGCUUUGCGUGGCCACUGGGGUAAACCCGGUUCAACGGAAUAAUCGGAUUUAUGAUAAUCAUGAUACGAUUGCACGGGCUAUUAAAAGUGGACAAUGCCUGUUUAAAGUUAGCAGCAAUAAUAGCUUUCCAAUGCAUAAUUUCUUUAGGUGAGUGGGGGCCUUAAAGAGGGCCUAGGGGGGCCCACAUCUUGGCCAAGCCAUUGGGGCCUAGAGGUUUAGGGGGGGGGGCUUAAAGCCUAAGGGCCUUCCGUGGCUGGCUAGAGUAGAAUUUUGAAAAAUAUCUGAGUGUUUUAGACUCCCAAAACGUGAAAAUUCACAGUUUUUACACUGAAAUCAAGUUAGCGUACAAAAUUUUUCAGGAUUUUGACCGAGGGGCCUUAGGCUUGGGUUUAGGGGGCUUUUAGAAGCCUGAAAGAAGAGCCCCCUGAAAAUUUGGAGCAUUUUGAGAGCAAAUUUGACGCGAAAACUCGAAAAUGCGAAAUUCCCAGGGAAAUCUGAAAAAAAAAAAAAAGAAAUCUGAAAUCCUAAAUUCCAGAAAUUUUUGAGAAAAAUCAAAUUUUCCUUCUGAAAAUCGAGUCUAGUGUCAAAAAACGCGUAUUUUUCAGGGUAGAGCUCAAAAAUCCCGGAAAAAGUCCAAAUUUUGAGCUCUAACCUGAAAAAUGCGCGUUUUUUAACCAAAAUCCGUAUUUUUGCACAAAAAUUCAUGGAUUUUCAUGAAAAUUUCGCAUUUUUUGCUCUUAAAAUGCUCCCAACCCCGAAUUUCAACCAAAAAAUGGCUAAUUUUCAGAUGUGCCACGUGUAACACCACUGAACGCAAUGCGAUUUGCUAUAACUGCAUCAAAACGUGUCAUCGUGGACACGUUGUGGAGCAUGUUCGAUUUGACAGGUGGGUCUAGAUUUUCAGCUCAAUUUUCAGCCAAAAAUCUGAAAAUUUGACUGAAAAUGAUGGAUUUUGAGCCAAAAAUCAGGGUUUUUGGCUAAAAAAUAUCCCAAAAACAAAAAAAAAAAGAAAUUUUCAGAUUUUUCUGCGAUUGCGGCGCUGGUACACUGGAGCGCAAUUGCCACCUUCAAAAUGUGCCACGUGACAAUGAUACGGUAUACGAUUCCGCAACGCCCAUCUCUACAGAAACUGGGACCGAAAUUUGA
Caenorhabditis angaria is the source of this 19211-nucleotide messenger RNA. Lineage: Eukaryota; Metazoa; Nematoda; Chromadorea; Rhabditida; Rhabditidae. The record is from the annotation of a GenBank genome assembly.